Molecule: messenger RNA, 1201 nt
Organism: Spinacia oleracea (spinach)
Lineage: Eukaryota; Viridiplantae; Streptophyta; Magnoliopsida; Caryophyllales; Amaranthaceae
Product: protein SPEAR3-like
Exons: 5
Coding region: 343-1095 (250 amino acids)
Molecular function (GO): DNA-binding transcription factor activity
Source: RefSeq, a predicted model, not a curated record
GCAAACAUAAAUGGUAUGUAAUCUCCUUUCACCCCCAUAACCUCCUCCUCCAAAAUCAUGAAAUAUUUGUAAUUAGGGCCUUAAUCAAGCUUAAAAAGGAUAGAGAUAUCAUAUAAAUAGAAGAAAAUCCAUAUCAAUUGUGAUACUUGGUGAGCACAUAAUAACAAAUAUACCAAUAAAUCACAAAAAUCUUAAUUAGCCAGCAAAGCAAUACUUACUAAGGUGGUUGGUUGGGUGAAAAGCUUUAAAAAGGGGGUCAAGAACUUCAUUUGGUGAAGUCAAACUCAAACUUGAGAUUUUUCAAAAACCCAAAACCCAAAACCAAAAACAAAAAAAGGGCAAAUGGGAAGUUAUUUUGGUGAUCAAUCAUCAAACAGAAACAUGAGAAAUAAUAAUAGUAAUAGUAAUAGUAAUAGUAAUAGUAAUGAGAGAUCUGGUAAUUCUUCGAUUACCAGUAACUCGCAAGCAAAGAAAGGCAAGAAUAAUAGCAAUAAUAAUACGAGUAAUAAUAAUAACAAUAAUAAUAACAAUGGCGAAAAACCUAAACAACCACAACGAGGGCUUGGAGUUGCGCAACUUGAGAAGAUUAGAUUGCACACUCAAAUGGCUAAUUGUGGCUUAAUCCCUCAUCAUCAAAUUCCUCACCCUUUUCUUAAUUCUUCAUUUCAGCUUCCGGAAGAUAUGAUGAGGUUUCAAGUUAGCUAUCAUCAAGGACUACAACCACCACCACCACCACCACCACCGUAUUGUUACGCGUCGCCUUCGGUGCCACCAUCUGCUUAUGGACAUGGUUACCAUCAUCCCAAUGCUUUCAUGAUGGGAAUGGGAGAUCAUAUGGAAAGGACAGGCAACAUAAGAUUUACUGAAUCUCAAUCAUGCAAUACAGCAAGAUGGAACCCUAAUAGCAAUGCUCGAGUUAGCCGGGAGAGCCAGCCAUACACUCCACAACCAGCAGGCAUGGUCACUAGGCACCUUCUGAGCCAUGUUGAGCAACAAAACCGAGAGAACAAUUCGAUUGAAUCGAUUGAAUCCAGCAGCCAGAACACUGAUGAAUCAAAUGAAAAUGAAGAACUGGAUUUGGAGCUUAAGCUGUAGCAGAAUUUAUAUAAUUUUCGCGGUUGUAAUUUCUUAUAGUUAUCAGUUUUAGUAUUUUUACUAGCUCUAGUCACAAAAUUAACCACAUAAAUUAUCGUUAGGUAUA